Messenger RNA from Coregonus clupeaformis (lake whitefish), 561 nucleotides. Its product is annotated as interferon beta-like. Gene Ontology annotation, biological process: defense response. Bases 1 to 561 code for a protein of 186 amino acids. NCBI's taxonomy places the organism in Eukaryota, Metazoa, Chordata, Actinopteri, Salmoniformes, Salmonidae. Gene Ontology annotation, cellular component: extracellular region. The record is from RefSeq and is a predicted model, not a curated record. Gene Ontology annotation, molecular function: cytokine receptor binding. The transcript is spliced from 5 exons.
AUGGCACUUCAGACUAUCACUUGGAUGAGCGCCUUCCUCUGCCUCGCACAAGUUUGCUCCAUGCCCAUGCCUUGCCAGCUACAAGGCCAGCUGGUGCGAACAACCCACAACCUACUGAGAGACAUGGGGGGUCAUUUUCCUCUGGAGUGCCUGCAGCACAAUGUCUUCCUGGCAUUCCCAGCCGCCGCAUUUGCAACCGGCGCGCCACAGUUGAGCAGCAGCGGUGCUAAGGCUAUUUAUGAUACAUUGAAGAACAUCGACUCAUUGUUUGGAGCUGACGACCUGCCCACUAAGUGGGACCAACAGAAGUUGGAGAAUUUUCAGAAUAUUAUAUACCGCCAGAUUGAAGAGAGCAAAUGUAUGAUGGGCAGUGUGGAUACAAGUGAUUAUCCCAUCAGGGCAGAGGGACUGAAUGCAUACUUUGGGCACAUUGCAGCAGUCCUAAAAGAAAAGAAUUUCAGUUACUGCGCCUGGGAAGUGGUUCGAAAAGAGCUCCUGUACACCCUACAGUUCAUUCUGGAACACAACUCUGAUAGCCUUUUGUGGUCCAACAGAACAUGA